AUGGGCUGUUCGUUUUCGGGAUUGAACGCGCUUUACGACGCCGUGAACGGCGGAGGCGACGUGUGGAUCAAUGAAAAUCGGUUCAGGGUCGUGAGGCAGCUCGGCGAAGGAGGCUUCGCAUUCGUCUUUUUGGUGAAAGAGAUUGUCGCCGACGCUCCCUCUGCCGCAUCCGGUGGCGGUCUGGCGAAGAAAGUCAAGGAUCCAGCUCAUCUCUCCGCUGAUGGAACUUACGCUAUGAAGAAAGUUUUGAUUCAGAACAAGGAGCAACUGGAAUUGGUGCGGGAGGAGAUCCGAGUUUCAUCGUUGUUCAAUCACCCUAAUUUGCUUCCACUCCUUGAUCAUGCCAUUAUUUCUGUUAAGGAUGGCCAAGAGGGAGCCUGGAAACACGAGGCCUUCUUGCUGUUUCCUGUCCACUUGGAUGGGACCUUGCUAGAUAAUGCCACAUCGAUGAAGGCCAAAAAGGAAGCAUUCUCAACAACUGAUGUUUUGCAUAUAUUCCGUCAGCUUUGUGAUGGACUCAAACACAUGCACUCUCUGGAGCCACCAUAUGCUCACAACGAUGUCAAACCUGGAAAUGUGCUUUUAACACGUAGAAAAGGACAGCCUCCUCUUGCGAUAUUGAUGGACUUUGGGAGUGCUCGUCCAUCACGGAAGCAAAUUCGCUCCCGUCAAGAGGCCUUACAGUUGCAGGAAUGGACAUCUGAACAUUGUUCAGCACCUUUUCGAGCUCCCGAGCUCUGGGAUUGCCCAAGCCAUGCAGAUAUCGAUGAGAGAACCGAUAUAUGGUCACUAGGCUGCACAUUAUACGCAAUAAUGUAUGGAGUGUCUCCGUUCGAAUAUGCGCUUGGAGAAUCCGGUGGAAGUCUUCAGCUCGCAAUCGUGAACGCUCAGAUCAAAUGGCCAAACGCUGGACCGAAGGCUUCUUACCCUGAAGCUCUUCACCAAUUCGUGACUUGGAUGCUGCAACCACAGGCUGCGGUGCGACCGCGCAUUGACGAUAUCAUCAUCCACGUCGACAAAUUGAUCGCUAAAUUCACCAAAUGA
This is a messenger RNA of Microthlaspi erraticum, 1044 nucleotides long. The record is from the annotation of a GenBank genome assembly. NCBI's taxonomy places the organism in Eukaryota, Viridiplantae, Streptophyta, Magnoliopsida, Brassicales, Brassicaceae.